Messenger RNA from Dipodomys ordii (Ord's kangaroo rat), 2430 nucleotides. RefSeq names its product trypsin domain containing 1 (gene Tysnd1). Lineage: Eukaryota; Metazoa; Chordata; Mammalia; Rodentia; Heteromyidae. Bases 88 to 1794 code for a protein of 568 amino acids. Gene Ontology annotation, cellular component: peroxisome. Gene Ontology annotation, biological process: protein processing; regulation of fatty acid beta-oxidation. Gene Ontology annotation, molecular function: serine-type endopeptidase activity. The transcript is spliced from 4 exons. The record is from RefSeq and is a predicted model, not a curated record.
GUCGCGUCCAGCAGAGACUGUCGUUACUGGGGUCCUGGUCCUCUAGUUUGUCCUCGAGGAGGCCCCGAGAGUCAGGUGCUGCAGGCGAUGGGGCGGCAGUGGGGGCCCUCCAUGAGGGCCGCUGAGCAGGCGGGCUGUGUGGUGAGCGCCUCCCGGGCCGGACAUCCCAAAGCGGGCUGGUGGAGCUGCAGCGGGGUAAUCCUGAGUCGGAGCCCGGGCCUGGUGCUGUGCCACGGGGGCAUCUUCACUCCAUUCCUACGCGCCGGCAGUGGGGUCCUGACUGCUACCAGUGCGGCGUUCCUGCCGGGCGACAGUUGUGGCGACGAUCUGUGCCUCCACGUGCAGUGGGGGCCAACGGCCGAGAGCCCCGCUGUGCGCGCGGAGCCGAGCCACCCGGGGCUGAGUAUGCCCCGCUGCGCCGGCCUCGAGCCCAGGGCCUCCACCGCUCCCAGCAGGCCCCGCGGCCGGCCCCUACAGCCCCCGCGCCCAGCCAAGUUGCUGCUGCUGCUGAGCUGCCCAGCUUUCCGAGCACACUUCACGCGCCUCUUUGGAGGCGAAGCGGCCGAGCACUGGCACUUCGUGAACGCCGCCCCGGACGAUGAGGUGUCGGAGGAGGAGGAAGAGGAUCAGCUGAGAGCGUUGGGCUGGUUCGCGCUGUUGCGCGUGGAGCCCGGCCCGGAGGCCGAGGAGGGCUGCGGGCCGGCGGUGGCCGUGGCUCCUCUGGGGAGCGUGCCCAAGGGCGCGCCGCUGCUAGCCUGCGGCUCCCCGUUCGGGGCCUUCUGCCCUGACAUCUUCCUCAACACGCUGAGCCGCGGCGUGCUCAGCAAUGCGGCCGGCCCGCUGCUGCUCACCGACGCACGCUGCCUGCCGGGCACCGAGGGCGGCGGCGUGUUCGCCGCGAGACCCGCAGGGGCGCUGGUGGCGCUGGUGGCCGCGCCGCUCUGCUGGAAGGCCCGCGAGUGGGUGGGCCUUACGCUGCUGUGUGCCGCCGCCCCGCUGCUUCACGCCGCCCGCGCCGCACUUGCCAGCCUGACCCCCAACUCUGCAGCCCUCACCGCCCUCCUGCCUCCUGAGGUGGGCGCCCCGCGGGGCCUGCCCCUGCAAGACCCUGGACCUCCAUGGGCAGCCGCGGCCGUGCUGGUGGAGUGUGGUACCGUUUGGGGAUCCGGAGUGGCCGUGGCUCCUCGUCUCGUGGUGACCUGCCGGCAUGUGGCUCCACGGGAGAUGGCUAAGGUCCAGAUUCACUCCACUAUGCCCAAGAAUGUUGCCAUCUGGGGACAUGUGGUAUUUGCCACCCAGGAGACAUCUCCCUAUGACAUAGCGGUCGUGAGGCUGGAGGAAGACCUGGAUGGUGUCCCCACACCUGUGCCUGCUGAGCACUUCCAUGAAGGUGAGGCUGUCAGUGUGGUGGGCUUCGGCAUAUUUGGUCAGGCCUGUGGGCCCUCUGUGACCUCAGGCAUCCUGUCAGCUGUGGUGCAGGUGGAUGACACCCCGGUGAUGCUGCAGACCACAUGUGCCGUGCAUGGUGGCUCCAGUGGUGGACCUCUCUUCUCUACCCACUCAGGGGACCUCCUGGGCAUGGUCACCAGCAACACCCGGGACAAUAACACAGGGGCCACCUACCCACACCUAAACUUCAGCAUUCCUAUCACAGUGCUCCAGCCGGCCCUGAGGCGGUACAAUCAGACUGGUGACCUUGGUGGCCUCCGGGAGCUGGACCAUGCUGCUGAGCCAGUCAGGGUUGUAUGGCGGCUACAGCAGCCCCUGCCCCAGGCCCCUCGGAGCAAGCUCUGAGGCUAUGUCACCCUCCAGAUGAGAGGGACUAUUUUAUACUUUGGGAAGUGAUAUGGAGGUGGUUAGCAGUCGUAGGAUCUGGGGCCCAGCUGGGUGACUGCAGGUCUCCACCCCUGACUCUAGUCUGGACUUGGGGCUCUGGACCAGGUACAGACUUUUCUUCAGCAAGAUGGGAUCCACUGUGGGAUGCUUUCUUGAGUUCCACUAGGCUUACCUAUGUGAUUUUCCCUUCUGAGGACUCCAGUCCAAUCGCAUAAAGGCCCUGGUCCUGGUAAGCAGAUGCUGGGGGAAGGUGGACUAGCUUUGCUUGGGUAUCUAUUCCCUUGAAGGCCACUAGCCACCUGGAGCAGCUGCUUCCCCGGGACAGAGCCCAUGAGCUGCCUGUGCAAUCAGGAGUGUCAGGCGAUUUGGGUUUGCUGGGAAUACAUCAGCACAGAGACCCUACUCUUAGGCACAGAGAUGAGGGAAUGGACAGGAGUGUGUCCCUAUAGUGCCACACGUAUGGGCGGCAGGGUUCCUGCAAGCCAGGAACUUCAGUCCGACACAGUGCCUUCAUUUUCUAUCCUACAGACUAAUCCCAGGCAUUUUGGGGAGAUAGCAUGUAUGGUUGGGGCUUGGGAAUAAACAAUCUUUGUG